This is a messenger RNA of Harpegnathos saltator (Jerdon's jumping ant), 3873 nucleotides long. RefSeq lists its product as uncharacterized. Lineage: Eukaryota; Metazoa; Arthropoda; Insecta; Hymenoptera; Formicidae. The transcript has 3 exons. The record is from RefSeq and is a predicted model, not a curated record. Bases 627 to 1076 code for a protein of 149 amino acids.
UGACCUCUGGUCUUUGCCGGGAUUGCAUAUGAGGCGCAUCUCGGACUCGAACGACCGUAGCGAAUAAAUAAUCAGCGGACGCUGCGGGAAAUGCCACGGAUAAAUAUCCCGCGGUGAAAAUGUCACGUUCUAAACGCAUCCAGAGAGUGCAGCCGAGCGAGUUACGCAAGCGAGUGUGAGUUUGAACUAUUAGCGGCGGUGAUAUUUCUUCCCUCGUCCGCGUCGGAGAUUUAUCGAGAUGGCCGGUGAUCUUUUCAGCGGCAGGAAGGGAAAAUCCGCGCGCGCGUCGGACGAGCGUGUCUCGCAGGAGGCAAGUUCGCGCCAAUGCAUCGGCAGUCUAACCGCCGGACCAGGCGCGUGUUAUAUGCAUGACAUUGCGUAAAUGACGGGGAAAGUCUCCCCGAGUGGGCCGAGAGAGCGCGGAUAUAAAAUAAAGAGAAAGAAAGAAGCCGACGCUACGAAUUAAUUUCGGGUCAGCGUGGAACGGGAGAAACUCUCGUAACGCUUCGCAGCCGAGUGGUCGUUGGCCGUGAAAAAAAUAUAUGUAUGACACGCUCGACGGUGAACACUGACCUAGAAAAGCGCGGAAACUGUGUGUGUAUGUUAAUCGACUCGCGGGAGUGAAGAUGGAGAAAAAAAAAGGAAGGGAAAGAGAGGCGUGUGUGUACAUACUUUUAUCGACGAACGUAAUCGCAAUUACCGCUGCGCGGCGUAAUUAUCUAAAAUUCACAUCUCGGUGUCGCUCGAUUAACGGGUGUCUGAAGACACUUCUGGUCGUGGCGCAAUGCGGCGACAUAAUGCGCAAGAGCAUCGUCUUCGACAAGAACACCCCGGACGUGUUUUAUUGUCCGCAACACAAGCCGAUCGGUUUCGAGAAGAUGCUAGUCAAGGCAAGGCCGUUGUCCAGGCUGUGCCAGUUCGAGGGUCGCCCGAUACCUGAGGAUUACAAGAGCGACUGCUACAACGACGUGGACGAGACCGAGUACGCGUGCAAGGAAAAGUACAGAAUCAUGAAGCGAUUCAGUAAUCCGGACGGGGAUGUGAAAGCCGUCGACAACGACUACGUCGAGAAGUAAAACGGGCUGCACGGGAGGAGGCUGCACGGUCGAUCCACCCGCACACGCAAUACCAUAAAAUCCAAAUAGAAUCAAAGCCACACCAUAUAUACUAAUGCUCGGAGCUGCAUCGUCCCAGGAGCUCGAUACUCACAAAAUAUAAUACCUAGUACUCGGCGGCGACCAGUAGAUAACUCGUAGUUAUCGCCUCAAGUCAAUGCAUUAUCCAUUUCUUCAUGCAUCACCGCGGUAGACGCGGUAGACGCUGCUGCUACCCGUUGGACGCUGGAUUCUCGCCAUUCCCGCCUAGGAACUCCGUCGAUUCACCGUCAAUCAAACACUCUUCAAUGCCUUCGCGUUGGAACACUCACAGAGUGUAUCCGUCACCGUCACGUUUCAAUCAUUUCUACAAGGGAAAAAAUUGACGGGGGAUCGACGGAUCCUGUCUACCUUCGCGUAGACGGAUAGUGAAAAUCCGAUCUAGAUCGUACACGCUUAACGGAGCAUGUCGUACCGCUCGGCGGAACCAGGCCGGACAGCGCGCAGAGUCUCCCGAGAUCACUCUGAUGUCCAGGACGUCCUGAGAAGUGAGCCUCAGGAUGUCCCGAGAACAUCCAGGAGAACCCCAGGGCGUCUCGCGCUGUCGCAGCAGCUGCUUCGUUAAACUUUCGGAAUGAAGAAACGGAUAACGGAGAGGAAAUUAAUUGACAAACACGCGCGUACGAACAGGACACUCGUGGAAGGAUCAGACACGUGUACUCCGUGAACGGGAGUCUCUUGAAUUCGUUGCGGGGCGCACGCAUAGGCGACCCGAGGCGAGAAACGACAAUAGUGUUCCGUGUUCAAGCUUUGUCAAGGGGGACUUAUUUUGAUAACGUUAUUAAUAAAACUAACCGCAACGGAGCUGGGUAAUCGAUUAAUUAACCCUUUUGACGGAGCUUCGGUGAGUUUUGCUGCUUUCAUGGAUAUACACGUGGAUCCAGCUAAUGCAUAGCUACGCCAGUCGCACCGUUAGCGAUCCAUCCAAUUGAUCAUAUUAGCAUUCCCUAACGGUUACGGACGAUUAGUUACGCGCAUUAAGACGAACUUAUCGAUUAGUAGUAUCUGAUAUUGACAAGCUGAUUAUCUCCGAGAGUAAUCAGACAUAGCGGGAGACAUAUAGUGGCCGGGAACUUCCGUCCGAAUUAUUUUCGAUAGCACGAAUUUCGAUGAUGCGAGAUAUCGACAGAGAUUUCCUUGUCCAUCGUCGUGUAUGAAAGUUUCUUCUAUGUUCGAACGUGUGUGCGUAUAUAAACACAUACACACACACACACACACACACACACACACAUAAUAUAUAUAUCUAUAUAUAUACACACGUAACAAAUAAACCUUUGCAGAAUAAAUAGAUAUUGCUCGUGUGUGAUUUUUCACCAUCAGUUCUCGUCAAGAUAAUAUCGAGAGAAAUACACCUUGCGCGGGCAGCGGACACGUGGCGGUAUGUACCGCAGUCAGUACUUCAGUAGCAUCAAGUACACCAGAGACGAGCGAUCAAUCCCGUGAGAGCGCCCCGGGCGCGGGAGGGAGGCGCUAAUUACGCGCCGAUCAAUUAUCUCCCUAAUGUCCGCGGCGCGCACCAUCACCGUCUGACGUCGGCCUUUGUUUUAGAUGAGACUUCAUCCGCCGGGAAGCGACACGCCUUAUAACGGGACACGCCUGUACAAGUUCUUGGCCUUCGACAAAGAUUUACCGUACGCGCGGAAGAAUCAGGUGUAAGGAGAGCGGCUGCAUCCAAGGACACUACGGGGACGCCUGUCGCGCCUGUCGCGAUGCAGUCGCGCGAGUUGAAACCGAGUCCGUGUUGAGUCUCAACACGUUCGGAAACGAGCGUCGCUCGGACAGUUCCUGUAAACCAAUUAACACUUCGCCGAUGAGACGCGUUCGCCUUCUUUUCACACGGACAAGGAAGUAUUACGCGUUGGCGGAAAUACUUUCUAGCGCGGGAAAUAUCCUUCGCUAGAAAUUACACUUUCCGACCGAAGAGACUUUUUCGGACUUCUUUUGGGUGUCUUGUUGAAUAUAUUAGAUGUAUCAGAUGCUCUCAAGACGUCUCUUGGGACUUUCUGAUGCUUGAGGAGGGGGGAGGGUUAAUAGGUACUUUAGACUAAUUGUUUGCAUUUUUUUACUGUGUGAAAAAUGUAAUUUGUUGAUACGUACGUCCGUUCGGAUUGACUGUUUGGAAAAUUUCUUUGAAUCUGCCGCCAAAGUCCUCAUCAACGAAGUGUUAAUGAAAGAAAGAGAGAGUGAGUCAGUCUUUACGCGAUCGAUCGUGCGGGCCGGUCCCACAAUGAUCGCUCUUAUUUAUUUUCGACGCUUAUUGUCGCGACGCUUGCCUGAAACCAUCUAACGUUCCUAACGUUCGGUUUAACGCAGGUGAAUAAACGAACGUGAUUCUCGUCCUGUAGUGUCAGAUUAUCUCAUGUCCGUGUAACGUGAAAACGUCGAGCGUUUUUCUUUUGAUUGUUCGUAUAUAACUUGUACACUUAUAUAGAUAUAUAAACGAAGAGAGAGAGUAAUAUAUUUUAAAGGGAAAUAUAUCAGGAGAUAUAUAUGCCCGUCGCACUUUUACACGCGUCUUGUGUUACCUGUAAUCGAUAAGUAUCUUGGCGUUGACUAAAUAGUGUGACUAAAUAAUGCGUGCUCGUGUAAAUUAAUAUAUUAAUACAUUUAUUAGGAUGAUAUUUUCAAGGAUAGCUCGAAAUGCCCAAUAUUUAGAUGGGUUACAGUGUAAUUCGUGUUGCGGCAUUCAAUCGGAGAAAUAUAUGCUGAAUACAUUAGA